Messenger RNA from Spathaspora passalidarum NRRL Y-27907, 2218 nucleotides. RefSeq names its product Mnt4p (gene MNT4). Bases 39 to 2162 code for a protein of 707 amino acids. Gene Ontology annotation, biological process: protein O-linked glycosylation. The record is from RefSeq and is a predicted model, not a curated record. Gene Ontology annotation, cellular component: Golgi apparatus. Gene Ontology annotation, molecular function: alpha-1,3-mannosyltransferase activity. Lineage: Eukaryota; Fungi; Ascomycota; Pichiomycetes; Serinales; Debaryomycetaceae. The transcript has 2 exons.
GGUGGAUACCAUAAAUAAAAACUAGCUUACAGUUAAAGAUGUUUGGUCCGAGGUCCAUCCUACGAUUCAAUAGGCCGUUUGUCUUACUAUUCUUAGUGCUUGUUGUUAUUUAUUUUUGGAAUAGACCAGUUUUAAACCCUCCUUCACCUCCAUUUGAUUUAAUCCAUCAACGAAGCUAUUUCAUCAAUCCCAUAUACCUGAAAUGGAUGAUCCAGGGACCAAAGUCCAGGCCAAACAUAGCUGAACUAUCUCAACCCCAGAUAUGUUCUCAAUACUUCCAUGAUUUGUCCAAAUUAUAUCCUAGUGGUGAAACUAUUGUCGAUCUCGAAGCUACAGUUGCCCAAGUUACUGAUCCGUUGAUCUACAAGAAAAAUUCCUGGAUUAGAGCUAAAGAACUGGAAGUCAAGAGAAGUUCAACAAAGAGAUUGACUGCAGAAGUUGAACAACAACUUGAACAAGACUUUAUAAGAGAAUCUCAGAAGCAGUCAAACUUGGAGAAGUCAAUCGUUAACCAGUUCAAUCAUAUGAGAGUAUUUGGGAAAUGCUUCUUAGCUGGUGAGUCUGAUGAACAGGAAAGUAUAGAUAACAAGUUGUGCAUGGACUUCCAAACCCAGUUGUAUCCUUGGAUGUCGGGAAAAUUCCCAAUUUAUGAAAAUUGGAAGAAUGAAAAAUUACCACAAAACACUGUUCCUAUAUUUGACAAGAGCAAACAAAUCAAGAACUCUGCCUGUUUUAUUCAACAAUUUAAACAAAAUAGCAAUGGUAAGGGUAUCGUGAUCCCCUUCCAUCCUACUAAAGGACAACCGCGUGAUAAACAAAUAGACAAUAUUAGCAGGAUAAUUAAAGUCCUUAGGGCUUUAAAGAACAGGAAACCAAUCCAAAUUGUUCACCUUGAUACAUUAACUCGUCAGGAAAAGAAGUUGUUGGUUGAUGCAGCCAGAACGGAAAUUCUAUAUCGUGUGGUUACUGAUGUUCACUAUCCUCAACAGAAUCUCUGGUUUGUUGAUGUUAGUCCUGUGAAAAACACACAACAGCAUCCAGUUAUGGUUAAACAAUAUUUAUUUAAUAAUAUUAACUUUGUUGUUUCGUUGAGCAUGAUCUUCAAUUCAUUUGAAGAAGCAAUUAUUAUGACAGAACAUGCACUUCCUUUGUUAGAAAAAGCUGAUUACUUUAAUGAUCAAAGGUAUAAAGAAACUGGGUUACUCUUUUUCAAAAGUCCUACAAUCUACUCCAAAAGACCUAAAAGAUUCCCUCCUGGGUUCCAUGAAGUCACUAGUUUGGUGAAACAGUUUUUAACACCAAACGAUUUUGAUAACCAUUAUUUUGGUCUCUUCAAACGAGAUGAUGAACUGCUUGCAACUGGUCGUUUCUUUCUUGAUAAUUUCCAAGAUAUCCUUGAUCCAUCAAUUAUGGCAAUCAACAAAAACAUUGCAUUCUCGGGAUUGUUAAUCUCGGCAAAUUUCCAGUUACACAACACUUUAACCAUCAGAUUCAAGACCAAGAACAACAUAUUCACUCCUGACUUCAUCUGGGUAAGUCAAGAAAUGGCGGGUAAUCACAAUCUGAUUUCAUUCAACCACAAUCAAGCUGUUGCUGCUGGUAUAUUUACCCCACCAUCAAAUUUGCCCAAGGAUGUAACUCAGUCGCAAGAAAUAUGCUCCUCAUCAUGGGGACAACUUUCUGAUGAUGAUGAUGUAAGUUUGCUUUACGUCACCUCUCACCAGCUACAAAAUUGGCGAAACGAAGGAGGCGAACACUUUAAAGAAUUACUAAAGGACAAAUAUAAAGUUACAUCUACGGAAAUGGUAAAGAACAUGUUUAAUAACGAUGAAAAUAACAAGGUGGAAAUGGAACGGGAAAACAAUGAGAUUUUCGAUAAUAAACUUACAUCAAAUCCUAUGACUAUAGAGGCAAUAAUUAGACCUCCCACAAUCAACCUGCCUGUUUAUGUUCAUGGAUAUAAUGAGCCAAGUGAAGCAUGGGUGGAACCCGAGGGAUUCCAAGAAGGUAUUCUUCAUCCGUAUUAUUGUGUCUAUGACACUGUGGGUAAUCCAUUGCGAGAGGGUGUUAGAGGUACUAUAGUCAAUAUAGGUGACGAAAUGAAGGCAAGGUUAAAGUUUUUGUUGGAUGUAUGGUUUGAAGAUAUUCAAGAAGAGGAUUAAUAGAAUUAUAGAUUUUUUAUAGAACAAAGUAUAUUAUUUCGCAACAAAAAAAAAAA